This is a messenger RNA of Papilio xuthus (Asian swallowtail), 3472 nucleotides long. It is a transcript of the gene Hcf, whose product is annotated as Host cell factor. The transcript is spliced from 2 exons. Gene Ontology annotation, cellular component: histone methyltransferase complex. NCBI's taxonomy places the organism in Eukaryota, Metazoa, Arthropoda, Insecta, Lepidoptera, Papilionidae. The record is from RefSeq and is a predicted model, not a curated record. Gene Ontology annotation, molecular function: transcription coactivator activity; protein binding. The coding region runs from base 158 to 2542 and encodes 794 amino acids. Gene Ontology annotation, biological process: regulation of DNA-templated transcription; chromatin remodeling.
AGCGAGAAAGUUGCAGCUAAUUGUGUUAUGGAACUGCUACUAACCUGAAUAUUUUCUCCGAAGCUUAUUUACGACGUUUCUCAUUGUCUAUGCAAUAGAUACGCAUCCAAAGCGAUACAUACGGUGUUAAGCUUUUUGUGACAAAUGUGUAGUAAAAAUGAAGGAAAACGCUGUACUUAAGUGGCAAAAAGUGUACAAUCCUAGCGGGCCCCAACCACGUCCCCGCCAUGGUCAUCGCGCGGUUGCUAUUAAAGAUUUGAUGAUUGUAUUCGGCGGCGGAAAUGAAGGGAUCGUUCAUGAGCUUCAUGUCUUCAACACUUCAACAAAUCAAUGGUUCGUUCCUGUCACCAAAGGGGAAGUGCCCCCCGGCUGUGCUGCCUACGGUUUCGUCGUAGAUGGGACCCGUCUUCUGGUUUUUGGCGGCAUGGUGGAGUACGGCAAGUAUUCCAAUGACCUAUACGAACUUCAAGCUUCCAGGUGGGAAUGGAAACGUCUUAAACCCCUUCCUCCCAAACAAGGACUGCCGCCAUGCCCCAGGCUUGGUCAUAGCUUUACUUUAUUGAAUGGUAAAGUCUACUUAUUUGGUGGCUUGGCUAAUGAAAGUGAUGAUCCUAAAAAUAAUAUUCCGAGAUAUUUGAAUGAUUUGUACACACUUGAAUUAUACCCGAGUUCAUCAAUGACUGUUUGGGAUAUACCAUUAACUUAUUGUCAAUCACCACCACCCCGGGAGUCACACAGUGGUGUAGCAUAUACUGACAAGAAUACUGGAAAGUCUUCAUUAAUAAUAUAUGGGGGAAUGAGUGGUUCACGUCUAGGAGAUUUGUGGGUUCUUGAUGUAGAUAGCAUGUCUUGGUCUCGGCCCGAGUUGGGUGGCCCCGCACCAUUGCCCCGGUCACUACAUACUGCUACAGUUAUUGGACAUCAUAUGUAUGUAUAUGGUGGUUGGGUGCCACUCGUCCCUGAUGAAUCAAAACUUGCCACCCAUGAAAAGGAAUGGAAAUGUACAAAUACACUUGCUUCCCUUAACCUUGAAACCAUGACAUGGGACAAUAUAGCUUUGGAUAAGUUUGAGGAUUGUGUACCUCGGGCGCGCGCCGGACACAGCGCUGUGGCCAUACAGACAAGGCUAUACAUAUGGUCAGGAAGAGAUGGAUAUAGAAAAACUUGGAAUAACCAAAUUUGCUGCAAAGACUUGUGGUAUUUAGAGGUGGGUGUGCCUCCUCAAGCAGGCAGGGUGGCACUUGUGCGUGCUGGCACUACUUCACUGGAACUCUGCUGGCCAGGAAUGAGCACUGUCACUACCUAUCUUCUUCAAGUUCAAAAAUGUGGCAAAAUAACACCUGCUCGGUUCCCCACGGCAGCAGAACCAGUAUCUGCUCCUCCACCUGCUUCUCCUGUAGCCUCACAACCUGACGCCGCCAAAGCUUUCGGACUCAUAUCACCGGUCGCGACCGGCUUGCCCCCCACCCCUGUUGAGUUGCGGCAGGUGCGACCAGUGGCAGCCGCAGUAUCACCAGCGCCUGCUUCUGGGCCUGUUGCAUCUACGCCUCAAAAGAUCGUUUCUGGUGCUAUCAAAGUUCCCGCGCAGUCUGCUGCCGUCAAAAUUUCAACCAACACUCCCACUUUAAAGCAAACCUCAUAUCAAACCAAGACGGUAGUCAAGUCCCCGGCUGCCGGGUCAUCGCAACAGAUUAAAGUGGCGGCCGUGACACCGCAAGGUGUUACGAGGAUAGUGAGCGGCGUGGGUACGCCGGGCACGGUGCGAGUGUCGACCGCACAGUCGAAUGCACAGAUCGUACUGGGUACGAGCGCUGGCGGCGCGGGAACUCCACGCUUUGUCCAAGUCAAAACUGGCUCGAGCGCCGGAGUGCCGGUCAAGCUGGGUGCAGGAAAUAUGCCCGUGAAACUAGCUGGAAACGCGGUUCCUUUGAAAAUUGGUUCGGCUAAUAUUCAGGGCAAGAUAGCGACGAACAGCGUUCAAAAAGUAGCCACUACUAAUAUGCCGCUGAACCUGCCCGUCAUCGGCGGCGGCGGCGGCGCGAUACAGAUCGCGAGCGGUGCUCUCGCGGGCCAACAGGUCAAGGCGCCGGUCUACAAGAUAGUGACGGCUAAAUCUAGCGAGCAAGUAACAUCGGCGACGAGUGCCGGAGCGGCGACGGGAGCUACGGUUCUGCGACAGGCCGGCGGCAACGCUGGCAUACCCGUCAUCAUCAAGAAAACCCCCGGCUCUGGCACCCAAACUUCCUCACCUCAGUAUGUUACAUUGGUAAAGACAUCGACUGGAAUGGCGGUAGCGACGAUGCCAAAAAUGACCAUGAUGCAAAAUCGGCCAACGGUGCCGGUGAGUGCGGCGCAAGCGCAAGGAAUAACCCAGGGCGCGACCAUCGUAAAACUGGUGUCUGCGAACACUGUAGGGGGAAACAAAAUCAUUACCUUGCCCUCAAACAUGCUACAGCUGAGCAAGCCAGGUGUCGGCGGGAAGCAGACGAUCGUCAUCACGAAGUCCGCGGGGCAAGCAACACAGCCGGGCCAAUCGCAGUGAGCCUGUUCCCGCAAGUUUGUUAUGUUAACAUAGAUACUAAAUAAGAGGACUAUAUACACUAUAUUUUAAAUUGUAUGAGUUUUUUGUAUGUUAUUUCAGGGCGUCAUUAAAAAGUUUAUUGACACAUUUUAUUUACUCUGAUAUUUUUACUUUGUAUAAGGAUGUGUAUGUGUGCAUGCAGUAAGGUUGCGCUGCCAGAAAUGUGUGCGGAGAGUGCUUGCUCUGCAGCAAGAAGCCAGUGGGACUGAAUGCGGGCCUCCCAGCACUUCUCAGUAUGCAAUGUGAAACAGAGCUAAAUGAGGUAAACCUAUUCAAACUUUUUUGAAUUUCACCAACAAAAUGCAUAAAUUAUUAAAAUAAAAUGUUACUUGUUAUUUAAAACAUCUUUAUAAUAACUAUUAUUAGGUUUUUAAAACAUUCUAUAAAACUGUUUGUUUAAGAUUAUGUACAACUGUUCUUUUUCUAUAUCUUCAAUGUCCUUCAUUUUUGAUAAUUUUCUUUUUGUGUGAAUAAUAAUUUCUUUCUCACUGUGCAUUUCCAUUGUGGUGAUACUUGUAUUGAAACAUAUUAUUUUCUCUGUUCCAAAAAUGGGGUGGAUUAUAAAUUCAUUCAAUGAAAUUCUAUAGAAGAUAUCAGACAGUGGAAGUUUCAGUGAGGGAAGUCUUCCGAACAUCUACAAUGUUUUGCUACAGACUAGUAUGAUUCAAGUGAUUGUGUGUCUCAUGUUAGUAAAGUAAUAUAUAAACAAAUGCUCUGUUGUUUGAUGUCAAACCGGCUGCUGUAAUGCAGGCACAAAGUGAACCGGUCAAACAAAUGCAGCCGUUAAACUGUGCUCCCUUAGUUUUACUUAAAUCAUAUGAUAAUUUAAUAUUAUGCAUUAUGUUAGUUUUAUGACAAGCAACAGUUUGUGACGGCCCUCGCCCAGGGCUA